This is a messenger RNA of Nymphalis io (European peacock), 2123 nucleotides long. Its product is annotated as GATA-binding factor A-like. The record is from RefSeq and is a predicted model, not a curated record. The transcript has 8 exons. Bases 218 to 1354 code for a protein of 378 amino acids. Gene Ontology annotation, biological process: negative regulation of transcription by RNA polymerase II; positive regulation of transcription by RNA polymerase II; cell fate commitment. NCBI's taxonomy places the organism in Eukaryota, Metazoa, Arthropoda, Insecta, Lepidoptera, Nymphalidae. Gene Ontology annotation, molecular function: RNA polymerase II cis-regulatory region sequence-specific DNA binding; zinc ion binding; DNA-binding transcription factor activity, RNA polymerase II-specific.
UCCGUUCAGACGCACGCGCCUCGUGCCCGCCGCCGUACAGUGACACGUGCAGUGUUGGUGAUAUAAUAUAACACUAGUGACAGUUGCAUUUCCUGAUCUGAGACGCCGAAGGUUUUUCAUCGACGUGCGUCGGAUUAUUAUUUCAACAAGUCACAGAAUGAGCGCUUAAAGAAAGCGAAGCAUUCAGCAAGAGCGAGAGUAUCACAAGCAAGAGAAGAUGUUCGGUGGCAGUGGCGGUGGUGGCGCUUACGGGGGCGACUGCGCUGACGGGUACGGACUGGGCUACGUGGCGGGCGGCGGCCGGCUGCAGCAGUACGCACACUUCGCGCCGCACCAGACCUGGCACCACCACGCGGCGCAUCACGACACCUACGCAGGCGGAAGCGGUGUGGGAGCCGUCGGCGGCGUCGGCUCGGUGGCCGGCGGGCUGUACGGGCAGAACAUGGUGAUGGGCUCCUGGUGCGCGCCCUACGACGCGCUGCAAAGACCACCCGCAUACGAUGGCGUACUGGAGGCGUACGAGGAGGGCCGUGAGUGCGUGAACUGUGGUGCCAACAACACGCCGCUGUGGCGUCGGGACUCCACGGGCCACUACCUUUGCAACGCUUGCGGCCUGUACCACAAGAUCAACGGCGUCAACCGCCCGCUCGUGAAGCCGAGCAAGCGGCUGUCGGCAGCGAGACGUCACGGGCAAUGCUGCACGAACUGCGGCUCGCGGAACACGACGCUUUGGCGACGGAACAACGACGGAGAGCCGGUCUGCAACGCCUGCGGACUUUAUUACAAGCUGCACGGCAUUAAUAGACCCCUGGCGAUGCGAAAAGAUGGAAUACAAACGCGAAAACGGAAGCCGAAGAAGUCAUCGAACGGUGUGAAACCUCCACAGGAAACUCCUAAGAAAGAUGGUCAGAAUUCGCCGGGUAUCGACGAGAGUAAGCCCAGCAUAGCAGAAGUGCCGCUGCCACUUACAGCAACGAUGUCGGGCCACGCCUCCGCCGGGAAGUGCGCGCGCGAGGCUGUCGGGCCCGCCCCAUCUCCACACGCGCACGCGCACGCACACGCGCUUGCACAUGCCCACGGACAUGCACAGAACUCGCAGUACCCGUUAGGAAUCCCCUCCGCACCCGCCUUUCUGUCCAACCCCUCGGUCUUCAACAUCAAGAGCGAACCCAACGCCGCAACGAGCUAUGAAGGCUAUGGUUCCCACACUAGCUCGAAUGGACCUUAUCAUUCGCAACAGCAUUAUUUGCAUGCACUACAGUAUGGAUUAAGCAAUGGCGAAGAAGAGGAAGGCAGUGGAUUCUUACAUCAACGUAAUGUGACCGCGCACGCAAAACUAAUGGCCUCAACGUAGCAUAGCCACACCCGCAAAAUCCCAUCUUAUGAAGCACGAAGAUGAAUAGUAUUACCGAAUGCUGCGUCUAGCCAGCUGCGGCGAUUAGUGUUAUCGAACGGCAGAGCGAAAACUUUGGAUCCCUGUUCAAUAACAAAUUAAAGAAUACAAAACAAUGAGCAGGACAUCGCAUUGUUACAUUUUCCACGAAGUUACUUUUAAGUUUCAAAAAUAUGAAACUGUUUACUUUGCGAAUUUAUGGAACAGCCGAUGGAAAAACGUUUAUUUGUAUUAGAUAUUUAGCGACGUCAGCACGAUUAGACUUGAUGGUAACGACUAGUCAUUGUUUGUCUAGUUUUACUGCAAUGUCAAAUUUAUUUUAUUUGUAUAAACAAAUUACACGUUAGGAACAGUUCGAUGAUAAGAGAUACGUAGAUAUUAUUGUACUUAGUGUGUAAAUAUGUUUACGUUAAGGUUUUCGACUGAAUAGUAGUCAUUGCCGUGUACUAUAUCGUGACUGCGUAGUGUAAAGAAUGAUUUCAAAGUUUGUUACUGAUGGUAUUUGUACAGACUGGUAUUAAGAUACACUGUGUAAACCUUGCCAUUUCAACAUAUAAAAUAGAAUAUAUGUUAAAUUAUAAUUUAAACGCUAAAUUACUAGAACUAAAAAGUUCCUUUGCCUCAUUAUCUUUAUGACAGUGCAAACUAGUCUCACUUGACUAUUAAAAUAAUAACAUCUUAGUGUUAAGAAUAGUUUUAUGUACAAUAAGAUUUAGCCAACAGUAAAUAU